ACAAAUUGCUUCUGCAAACGACAUCAAACCACGCACCAAUCAGCGCCUUCGGCACAGAAUUUAAACUUUUCAAAACAAUCCUUUAAUCAGCUUGACGUUUUUUUCCAAUCUUCCCGUCAUUAAUUCUAUAUUUACAAAUUGGCAGAUUCUUCUUCUCCAACUCAGCCAGAAUGGAUGAAACACGAGUGUUGAAACAGAAUAUCGUGCAGGCUAAUCGUGAAGUUAAACACGAUGUGAAGGUCACAAACAACCUGCCGUCUGCCGACGAUGUUGAAAACAAACCCGUGGACCCACAUAAGAAAGCGGUAAGCGCCGUUCCCCAAGCUAGCAAUGUCACUACAGCUACUACUGCCUUCACUGCUACCAGCAAUAACAACACAGGUCGAAACAAAUGGUCCUUGGGUGAUUUUGAUAUUGGUAAACCUCUUGGUAAGGGCAAAUUUGGCAGUGUUUAUCUAGCACGUGAGAAACGCAGUAAAUUUAUUGUUGCUUUGAAGGUCUUAUUUAAAUCCCAGCUUCAAAGUGCCGGAGUGGAGCAUCAACUGAGGAGGGAGAUUGAAAUUCAGUCUCAUUUAAGACACCCAAAUAUUCUUCGCCUCUAUGGUUAUUUCCAUGAUAAAUCUCGGGUCUACUUGAUUUUGGAGUAUGCUCCAGAAGGGGAGCUAUAUAAGCACUUACAGAGAAAGCACCGCUUCAGUGAAGAAACAGCAGCUUCGUAUAUUGCCCAGAUGGCAGCUGCCCUACAAUACUGUCACCAGAAAAAGGUGAUUCACAGAGACAUCAAACCAGAAAACAUUUUACUCGGCUUAAAAGGUGAAUUAAAAAUUGCAGAUUUUGGCUGGUCUGUCCAUGCUCCAACUUCAAGACGUACCACAUUGUGUGGAACUCUUGACUACCUGCCUCCAGAGAUGAUCGAGAACCGGCCGCAUGAUGACAAGGUGGACUUGUGGAGUCUUGGAGUGUUGUGCUACGAGUUUGUGGUUGGUAGGCCACCAUUUGAGGCCGAUGGCCACACAGAGACAUAUCGCAGAAUAACGAAAGUUAUUUACACAAUCCCCGAUUACGUGAGUUCAGAUGCUGCCGACCUGAUUAAAAAGCUUUUGCGAUUUGACCCUGCUCAAAGACUGCCUUUGACAGGUGUACUCAACCACCGUUGGAUCACAUCGAAAUGCAAUAUUACCAUCCCAGUGGUUCCACAGUCAACAGAAUCUCAAUAAUAUUUUAGCAUUUACUUUACCUACCUACCUACCUAACCAACCAACCAGCCAGCCGACCAAGCGACCACUCUUCCCUCCACCCCCAUUUUUGUUUUUUUUGUUUCCUCCUCCUCCUCCUCUUAUGAAAACCACUCAGUUUAUGACCCAUGGCAAGAACUGCAAUAAAGAAACUCCUUUGUAAACAGAAACUGAAAAGACUGAAAAAACGAAAAUUCUUGCAAGAAAAAGGUAGAUUGGCUGGCAAGGUGUAGAUAAUAAAAUUUUUCCUGGACACUCCUUUUACCCACCCUCUUUAUCACCACCACCCCCAUCUGAUGGUUGUGCCCGCCCCCAUCUGAUGGUUGUGCCCCACCCCCAUCUGAUGGUUGUGCCCCACCCCCAUCCUCUUCUGAAUAAUUUGAAAUUUCUCAUUUGUUCUCAAGACUGUUUUCUCUUGAUAAUUCUGUGCUUUGGAGAUGUAUGUAUGUAUGUAUGUAUGUGUGUGUGUGGUUAUUUUAGUAACAAACCCUGUCGUGUGUGAUUUGUGUAUGUAUGUAUGUGUAUAUAAUUGUAUCUGUAUGCGUUGAAAAGGAAUUUAAGAAACCUAAUUAUAUGAAAUAAAUGAACCCUACAUAUAUAAA
Messenger RNA from Octopus sinensis (East Asian common octopus), 1837 nucleotides. RefSeq names its product aurora kinase C. Gene Ontology annotation, biological process: regulation of cytokinesis; protein phosphorylation; mitotic spindle organization. Gene Ontology annotation, molecular function: ATP binding; protein kinase activity. Bases 171 to 1217 code for a protein of 348 amino acids. Lineage: Eukaryota; Metazoa; Mollusca; Cephalopoda; Octopoda; Octopodidae. The record is from RefSeq and is a predicted model, not a curated record. The transcript is spliced from 8 exons. Gene Ontology annotation, cellular component: spindle midzone; spindle microtubule; spindle pole centrosome.